This is a messenger RNA of Phytomonas sp. EM1, 1110 nucleotides long. NCBI's taxonomy places the organism in Eukaryota, Euglenozoa, Kinetoplastea, Trypanosomatida, Trypanosomatidae. The record is from the annotation of a GenBank genome assembly.
AUGUUCCUCCUCAUUGACAUCGAUAACACCCUCUACAAAUACAGUGAGACCGGUUUUGAUACUGUAAUAAAAUCACUGAUUGUUAAGUUUAUUCGUGAAUGCACUGAUCUCUCAAUGGAAACGAUGAAAACACUCCCAUGGGAACAUUAUUUGUCCAAUGGCAUCUCCUUGUUAGAGUUUCUUAAAGAUCACGGUGUUUCUGCAAAGGACUUUACUGAUUAUAUGCAUCAGUGUUCGUACCAUAAGAUAAAAGUAAAUGUGCAUCUCGAAGAUAUGCUGAACCGUUUGAAAGGUGCCGAUUAUGUGACUACCCGAUCAGAUGAAAAGGAUGAUCAUAUCUUGGUAAACGGUGCUUAUGCUUCUUCAACAAGCGCGAUCGAUUGUGGGGAUGGUAAGCGGCAUUACUUGUACUUCUUUACCAAUGCUAAUCGUUCACACGCGCGCCGAAUUCUCGAGUCUCUCGGCCUCAGGUCUGUCUUCACACGUCAACGACAGACGGCGUCACUUAACCAGUACUAUCACUACAGCUACGACAUGGACGGAUACGAGGAAGAUGUGGAUUGGGUUGGUUUCAGCUACGAGGAUCAGUGGCGGCUUACCGAACCAGAAAUCACCAACAAACCCGCACGGCGAGCCUAUGAAGCGAUAUACCGCGCGCUUGAAGAAGACAUUAUGCGGGAUGAAAUGCAAUGGGGUGUCGCCCCCUCCAUUACCAACUUCCCUUCUCUCGAUGCGGAGCCCGUAGCGAUGACAGACGACCUUCCCUCCCUUCUGAAAAAAGAGGUUCCGAGCGGAAAGAAUGACGAGGUGGACGAGGUCGAGACGUAUGAGAGCUGGGAUCAAAAGCAUAGAGCUGAGCGCGCCCGGCGGCUACUAUUACACAAGCGUAUGAACCUACAUCCAGACAGGAUUGCUAUGGUGGAUGACUCACUCACAAAUCUGAGGGAGCCCUUACUAUUGGGUUGGAAAGCGGUCUGGUGUGUACCUGGAGGUGAAACGCUGCCUGACGAAGAACCUUACCAAGAGGCCUAUCGAAACGGUUCACUGAAGAUUAUUCAUGAUAUUUUGGAGCUGGAAAAAGUUAUUAAUGCAUGGGAUGAUGAGUUUUAG